This is a messenger RNA of Nelumbo nucifera (sacred lotus), 925 nucleotides long. Its product is annotated as photosystem I reaction center subunit II, chloroplastic. Lineage: Eukaryota; Viridiplantae; Streptophyta; Magnoliopsida; Proteales; Nelumbonaceae. Gene Ontology annotation, biological process: photosynthesis. Gene Ontology annotation, cellular component: photosystem I; photosystem I reaction center. The record is from RefSeq and is a predicted model, not a curated record.
CCCUUCUCUCUACCUCCCUCCCUCUCUCUCUCUCUCUCCCCGACGAUCCCAAACAACAAGUAGCAGUACCACUACUAUCUCCCCUCAUUACCACUUCCAUGGCCAUGGCAACCCAAGCUGGUCUCUUCACCCCAACCCUCUCUACUCCAAAUUCAGGCAACCGUGCCCUUGUUCCGUGGAAACCAUCAUCGUCGUCGUUGUCGUUCCUCAGUCCUAGGCCUCUCAACCUGUCUCUGGCACAUCGGACUAUCAGGGCUUCAGCCGCAGAUGGGAAGACUGAGGCCCCUCCAGCAGAGGCUCCUGUGGGUUUCACCCCACCUGAGUUGGACCCCAACACACCGUCUCCGAUCUUCGGCGGAAGCACUGGUGGAUUGUUACGCAAGGCACAAGUCGAAGAGUUCUAUGUGAUUACAUGGGACUCCCCCAAGGAACAGAUAUUUGAGAUGCCCACCGGAGGUGCAGCCAUAAUGAGGCAGGGCCCUAAUUUGCUCAAAUUGGCUAGGAAGGAGCAGUGCUUGGCCCUUGGAACUAGACUGAGGUCCAAGUACAAGAUCAAGUACCAAUUCUACAGGGUCUUCCCUAAUGGAGAGGUCCAAUAUCUUCACCCCAAGGACGGAGUCUACCCCGAGAAGGUGAACCCCGGCCGUCAAGGAGUUGGGCAGAACUUCCGAUCAAUCGGAAAGAACGUCAGCCCCAUCGAGGUCAAGUUCACCGGCAAGCAAGUGUAUGACUUGUGAAGUGAGGCGAGGGGUGCUUAGUGAGUUAAUGUAUUUGAGAUUAUGUGAUUAUUUACUCUUGUUUUGUGUACCUUUGUAUUUUACUUCUGAUCACAAUCUUCAGUGAAAACAUAGCUAGCAUAAGUAUUGUGUAAUUGUGUAAUUUUCUUAAUUUCUCCAUCUAGUUGAAUACUCAGGCCCGUUUUUUC